AUGGCAUUCGAGGAAACACCUCAUAGCACGAAGCGCUCCGGCUCACGAACACGAACACCACGGCCUACUACACCGUUGCGUCCCUCAUCACGCUCAUCGUUUCGUGAUUCAGCGCGAACCGUAGGGGAUGGUGACGCGCCGUUUCCGCUCAACGCGUUUGAGCCAGCACUCGCCGAGCUUUCGGAUGCGAUGACAGAUCUGGAAGCCAACAUGAUGCAUUUUCAGCUCAUGCAUGAGAGUCUCGCACGCUUCAGCGAGUCCUUUGCAAGCUUUUUAUACGGGCUCAACAUGAACGCGUUCUGUGUGGAUUUCCCGGAGGCACCUAUUCUUGAGUCGUUCCGACGCAGCCAACAGCAAGACACUCGGCUGCCCGAGACGCACAAUGCAGAGACUGACCCAGAAGUCACGUUUAUGUCAGAUUCACCAUCAACCGACAGACAACGCUGUUGUCUAUCCGUUCUGCAGCUUAUGGAACACGACCUGUCCAUCAAGGACAUCGCCAAUCGCGCUUGCCGGCCGCACGCGGAAGCUCAGCUCGAGGGCGAGCGACAACUCGUGCGUCAGGUAAACUGA
This is a messenger RNA of Cordyceps militaris CM01, 573 nucleotides long. Its product is annotated as DASH complex component Dam1, putative. The coding region runs from base 1 to 573 and encodes 190 amino acids. The record is from RefSeq and is a predicted model, not a curated record. NCBI's taxonomy places the organism in Eukaryota, Fungi, Ascomycota, Sordariomycetes, Hypocreales, Cordycipitaceae. Gene Ontology annotation, cellular component: mitotic spindle; mitotic spindle pole body; DASH complex. The transcript is spliced from 3 exons. Gene Ontology annotation, biological process: mitotic sister chromatid biorientation.